Molecule: messenger RNA, 636 nt
Organism: Tilletiopsis washingtonensis
Lineage: Eukaryota; Fungi; Basidiomycota; Exobasidiomycetes; Entylomatales
Product: NTF2-like protein
Exons: 3
Coding region: 11-601 (196 amino acids)
Biological process (GO): protein import into nucleus
Cellular component (GO): nuclear pore central transport channel
Source: RefSeq, a predicted model, not a curated record
CUCUCCGGCCAUGGCCGCCGCCUCUGCGCAGCAGCAGCCGCAGUCCGACGCGCAGGCCGAGCAGCGCACGCUCGUCGAGUUCGCCUGCAAGGCGGCAGAGACGUUCGUCGCCGCCUACUACGCCGCCGCCGAUGCGCCGGGGCGCGGCAGUCUCAUCCCGACGCUCUAUCUCCCCGACUCGACGAUCGUCUGGAACGGCACGCCCGUCAGUGGCCGCGCGGGCAUGGCGCAGCUCUUGGCCGUCAUGCCGGGCUCGAAGCAUGAACUGCAGGCGUUUGACGCGCACCCGCUCGGCGGCCACGCGCGCAAUGGAGGCAAGCAAGCGCCCUCGAUGCUGCUCACAGUCAACGGCAUCGUGACGCACCACACGCCGGGCAGUAGUAGCGUCGUCAGCGGCGCCUCUGCGCCUUCAUCCAACGCGCCGCGUUCGGCCAAGGAGGCGCACGCCGAGCAGGUGCCGUAUGAAGCGCUGCCGCGUGCAUUCAGCCAGAGCUUCGUCCUCAUCAGCGACCUGCAGCGCGACGGCGGCAUCGCGGCCGUCGAGGCAGACAUGCACGCGCGCUACUUUGUGCAGGCGGAUCAGUUCCGCUUCGUCGGCUAAGAGUGGGGGAGAGAGAGAGAGAGAGAGAAGGGGGG